AUGUCACAGGAAAUAACCAUAUUGUAUGGUUCAGAGACUGGAAAUGCAGAAGAAUAUGCCAAGUAUUUAAAACAACGGUUAAGAUGCUAUAAUUUCAAAGCAGUAUGCACAUCUAUGGACGAGUAUCCAUUGAAGAAUUUGAUUACUCAUACAAAAUACUUGAUCAUCAUUUGCUCAACAACAGGACAAGGUGAAAUACCACGAAAUGCAAAGAAGUUUAUGAGAUUCAUUUUGAAAAAAAAAUUACCUCUGGAUUUCUUACAACAUAUUUACUUGACAUCAUUCGGUUUAGGUGAUUCUUCAUAUACAAAGUAUAAUUACGCGAUCAAAAAAAUCCAUGCAAGAUUGGCCCAAUUAGGGUGUCAAGAAUUGUCACCAAGAUGUGAAGCAGAUGAAAUAUCUCCUGAAGGUAUAGAUGGAUAUUAUAUCGAAUGGGAGACUGAAUUAAUUGCUGCGUUAUUGAAUCAGUUCCCUGGUACUGUAAGAAUAAACGAAGAAACCGUACCUAUGCCAGAAUAUAGAGUGAAUGUUUCUAAGCAAGAGAUUGAACAAAUAGGCAAUGACUUUUUAUUGUCCAGAAUUGGUAAUAAUGGGUUGAAAGUUGGAAAAGUUGUUGAGAAUAAGAGGUUAACCGCACCUGAUCAUUUUCAAGAUGUUCGAAAUUUUGUGAUAUCUAGUGACGAAUUAGAAUAUUCCCCUGGUGAUACAGUUUCUUUGUUUCCUUGUAACUUUGAUGAAGAUGUCGAGAUGUUAUUGCAACUGCAGCCACAUUGGUUGAAAGUAGCAGACAAACCAUUGCAAGUGAAAAAGUUCCCACCCUUAGAAGGUGGAUUCAUUCAGAAUUUAACAUUAAGAAAUUUGAUUAAAUAUCACCUUGAUAUUAUUUCAAUUCCAAGAAGAAGCUUUUUUGCAUUGUUGUGGCAUUUUGUUGACUCCUCAACUCCAGAUGGAGAACGUGAACAAGAGAAGUUAAGAGAAUUCGGUAGUCUUGACGAACCUGAAGAUCUUUAUGAUUAUGCUAAUAGACCAAGAAGACUGAUUUUGGAGACAUUGCUUGAAUUUCAAAAUAAUUUGACUAUCCCUAUAUCCUACAUCCUUGAUUUGUUCCCAUUAAUCAAACCAAGAAUGUUUCUGAUUGCAUCUAGACCAUCAACGAGUGAAGUUGAGUUGGUAGUUGCUAUUGUGGAGUACAAGACAAUUAUAAGAAAGAUAAGAAGAGGCCUAUGCACCAGAUGGCUUAAGAGUUUGAAUACAGGUGAUGAAAUAUUAUACUCGGUUCAGAAAUCCAGUUUCAAAUAUGAUGACAAACAACCAAUCAUCAUGGUUGCUCCAGGUACAGGUGUAGCUCCAAUGAAGUCGCUUAUUGAUGAUAUCUUAGAUAAAAAAUCCAAUCAAGAGUUAUACUUAUUCUUUGGAUGUAGAUUCAAAGAAAAGGAUAAUUUAGUAGAGUCCUUCUGGUCUGGUGAGUAUCCGAAUUUGCAUGUGUUUAAUUGUUUUUCAAGAGAUCUGGAUUCGCAGUACAAGUAUGUUCAAGAUGGUUUGUUUCAUCUGUAUGAAUUAAUUGGUAGAUUAUUAAUGGAAGAAAACGCUAAAGUAUUUGUUUGUGGAUCCAGUGGUAAAAUGCCUCGUGAAGUUAAGAUAACAUUUGUAGAAAUUAUUAAAAAGUAUUCUGGCAUGAAUGAAGAAGACUCCCAAAGUUUUAUACUUUCUUUAGAGGACAACGGUAGGUAUAAAGAAGACGCAUGGUAG
This is a messenger RNA of Candida tropicalis MYA-3404, 1749 nucleotides long. RefSeq names its product NAPDH-dependent diflavin reductase. Bases 1 to 1749 code for a protein of 582 amino acids. NCBI's taxonomy places the organism in Eukaryota, Fungi, Ascomycota, Pichiomycetes, Serinales, Debaryomycetaceae. Gene Ontology annotation, cellular component: cytosol. Gene Ontology annotation, molecular function: flavin adenine dinucleotide binding; FMN binding; NADPH-hemoprotein reductase activity. The record is from RefSeq and is a predicted model, not a curated record. The transcript has a single exon.